Dothidotthia symphoricarpi CBS 119687 is the source of this 1623-nucleotide messenger RNA. RefSeq lists its product as uncharacterized. Gene Ontology annotation, molecular function: RNA binding. NCBI's taxonomy places the organism in Eukaryota, Fungi, Ascomycota, Dothideomycetes, Pleosporales, Dothidotthiaceae. The record is from RefSeq and is a predicted model, not a curated record. The coding region runs from base 1 to 1623 and encodes 540 amino acids. The transcript has 2 exons.
AUGGCCAAAUCAAAGGACAAACGCCCCGCGAAACAGGAGUCGCAGAAGAAGGGCGACAAACCCUUUAUCGCUGUCGACAAGAAAGCAUUCGACCCUUCUCUGUCUUCGCUGUUUGCGAGCAGUGCUGGGCCCGUGCAGCCUCCUCCCAAGUCGCGAUACCAGGAACCGGUACAAAAACGCCCCGCAGCAGACUCGCCCAAUGAGGAAGAGGAUGAUGAAGAAUUGAGUGCCCUGUCGGACGCCGACUCCUCAGACGAGGAAGAGGCCAGUGAAGAAGAGGCAUCAGAAGGCGACGAUGACAGCUCGUCCGAGGAAGAGCAGUCAGAGUCAGAAAAUGAGGCGGUGUUGGCGAAACUGCGAGAGUCGAUGCUGGCUGGAGAGUCAGACAAGCCAAACAAGAAGCGCAAGCGAGGCGGCAAGGAGGAGAUCGAGGAAACCUACAUGCGCAAGCUGGCUCGCGAGGAGGAGAAGGAUGAGGAGAAGAGGCUGAAGAAGCGCAAGACCGAGGAGUUGUCGGAUGAAGAGGAGGACGAGGACGAGGACGAGGAUGAGGAUGAGGAAAUGGAGGACAAGGCUUCGGACAAGCCAGCAGAACGUGAGGAGGAGUUCACGAUACCCAAGCACGAGUCGUUGGCGGAGACGGACGGCAAGAAUGCGCAAGAACUGGACAAGGCCGCGCGCACCGUCUUCCUAGGCAAUGUGUCUUCUGAUUGCAUCAACUCCAAGACUGCUGAGAAAGCUCUCAAGAAGCACCUCGAGUCUUUCAUCUCCGACCUCGCAGACAAUAACCCGCCCCACAAGGUCGAAUCCAUCCGCUUCCGCUCUACAGCUUUUGGAAGCAACCUGCCCAAGCGCGCCGCCUUUGCAAAGAAAGAGAUUAUGGACUCCACCACCAAGAGCACAAACGCAUACGCCGUCUACUCGACAAAGUUUGCAGCCCUCAAAGCUGUGAACAAGCUAAACGGCACCGUCUUCCUCGACCGCCACCUGCACGUCGACUCGGUAGCCCAUCCCGCAAAGGUCGACCACCGCCGCUGCGUCUUCGUCGGCAACCUGCCCUUUGUCGACGAAGUAAGUCAAGCCCCGGAGGCCGACAAGCCCGCCAAAAAGAAGCCCGUGGCCGACGUCGAAGAAGGCCUCUGGGUGCACUUUGCCAAAGCCGGCAAAAUCGAAAGCGUGCGCGUAGUCCGCGACGCCCAAACGCGCAUCGGUAAAGGCUUCGCCUACGUGCAGUUUGUCGACGAAAACGGCGUCGAAGCAGCGCUCCAGUUCCACGAGAAAAAGUACCCGCCCCUGCUGCCCCGCAUCCUGCGCGUCACGCGCUGCAAGGCAGAGAAGAAAAAGGACAAGCCGCGGGGCCCACCACCCUCCAAGAAGAGCUCUGGCGUCUACAAUGCCAAGAUCUCGGGCGAGGAGAAGUCAAAGCAGGGGCGUGCGCAGGCCAUGUUGGGCAAGGUCGCGGCGGCAAAGACUAAGGAGGCGUUUGUGUUUGAGGGGCACCGCGCGAGCGAAAGGCAGGGCAAGAGUGGACUGAAGUUUGGGGGCGGGGGCGGGAAGAAGAAGGGGCCGAAUGGACGGAAGAGCAGGAGUUCGACGUGGAAGAAGACGGCGGGCAAAAAGUAG